GAUCUGAAUGGAACAAAAGAAUCUUUUAUCUUAGCUGAUAAAUUUUAUAAAGACUGUAAUAUAUUACAAGAAUUGAAUAUUUCUAUUGAUUAUUUAUGUAUAUUUGGUCAAAAUAAUCAAGAUUUUCAAGAAAAAAGUCUUAUGAUAUUACAGCAAAAAGCUAUAUAUGAAGAGAUAUAUGGGAUAUACAAAAAAGCACUUAAAAAAGAAAAAAGUGAUCAAGACCAAAAAAGUAAUAAAAACCAAGAAGACAAUAAAGAAAACCAAGAAGAAAGUGAUAAUAAACAAAUGAAUAUGAUUCAAAAUCCUAAAAAAAAGUAUAGAAAAGGACGUCUAUUGG
This is a messenger RNA of Scutellospora calospora, 340 nucleotides long. The record is from the annotation of a GenBank genome assembly. NCBI's taxonomy places the organism in Eukaryota, Fungi, Glomeromycota, Glomeromycetes, Diversisporales, Gigasporaceae.